GGCAUUUCACUGAGCGCGCUUUGUGAAUUGCCGUUAAUAUAUCGUGGGCUGUUGUUCAAGGCCCUUUACAUUUUGCUUGUCUCUAAUCCUGAAAGAACAUUAUUCGAAAGUCUGUUGCACUAAAAAUGAAUAGGAUACAUAGUAAUGGCAUCCAGUUUAUACACUGGAUUCAAAACUAUGAACGUCUGGAGCCUUUGUUUACAGUCGUUAGUCAUAUCGGUAGUCCUAAUACUGCCUACUCACUGACGUUUCCAACUGCUUAUUAUACUGAUCCAACAUUGGGGAUCACGACAAUCUUAUGUACGGCUUUAGCAGACUGGUUAAACGGAAUACUUAAGUGGAUGUUAUAUGGUCAUCGGCCAUAUUGGUGGCUUACACUGAAUCGAUCGCUGACCGACCUUGACCUAUCUGUAAAACAGUACCCACUAACAUGUGAAACUGGACCUGGAAGUCCAUCAGGCCAUUGUAUGGUAACUGUAGCAAGCCUAACACCAAUGAUAACUUACUUCUACCAUAAAUUAAAAAAUCGAAACCAUCAACGAUGUUUGAUAACACUAUCCUGUUUAGUUUUUGGGUUAAUUGCCCUUAGCCGCUGUUACUUGGCAGCACAUUUUCCUCAUCAAGUCAUUUUAGGACUAAUAUCUGGUAUCGCAGUUGGAUUAUUAUUUAGUUUACCUGGUAGUUUUCUCAGUUCAAAAAACGAAGUCAAAAUAAACUGGUUACAUGUACAAGCUGUUUAUCUCUUAACUCAUCCAAACAGACUAUUGUGGUUGGGCUUCUGUUCAUUCAUGUUUGCAUACGUUUUCAGCGUAUUCUUAGAGUAUGGUAUAAAAGUAGAUCCUAAUUGGAGUAUAAACUUAGCACAAUCAGCAUGUUUACGACCAGAAUGGAUUCACUUAUCAACAAGUCUUAUGAUGGGAUUUUCACGAAUUGCUGGGACUGCUACUGGCUUAUCUUUAGGUUUGCGUCUUAAACCAACACAUUCUAAACAAUCAGUAUUAGACACAAAUUCCCUACCGAUUAUUCUAUUCAGUUUAAUAAUUGUGGUUAUUAGUACAAGACUUAUGGAAUCAAUAUGUAACCAGAUAAUCAGUCUUUCUACAAUUAAUAUUAGUGAUGAAGUGAUGAAAAGUCAUUUUAAUAUGUUACAUUUAUUUAAUUCAUUUUUACAAGGCACUAUUUGUCCAUUCAUUACGGUUUUUAUUGUGCCAACAUGUAUGAAUUUAUUUCAUCGUAAGUAUAACUAAUUCGAUAAUUAAAGGUGAAUUUUAUGCUAUUACAAAGCUACCUUUAUUAAUAAACAUUUUAUUCCGAAUAUACUCUCAAAAUCAGAAAGGUGUUAUUUGAAGAAAGUUUUUUCUUUAAAAAUAAAAAAACUCAAUAUUUGCUAUUUUGUAUUACUUCAAAGAAAACAUUUCAACAGUUGUUAUAUUAUUAAAUUCAUCCUGUUUAGUUUACACUUCCAGAAUAAUUAAUUUAUGUUGACGAA
Molecule: messenger RNA, 1489 nt
Organism: Schistosoma guineensis
Lineage: Eukaryota; Metazoa; Platyhelminthes; Trematoda; Strigeidida; Schistosomatidae
Source: the annotation of a GenBank genome assembly